UUGAAGAGGAUUAGAAAUGUAACCUAAUGCUGGCUGGAGGCCUCUGCAGCACCAAUGGCUUUCAUUUUCAUGCAUUUUUCAUAUUAAGAUUCAUAAUGAAAGUAAAACUGUACCAAAAGAGCUUCUCUUGGAUUUUAAUUCAUGUGAAAUAUUGGUCUCCUGCAGGAUUAUGCUUCAUGGUUGAGGACAAUUCACUACGCAAAUGAUCAUGCAAAUUUGCUUUAUCAAAUAAAAUUGAACUAUGGAUAGGCUCCAACUAUGACAUCUCUAAUGUGACACCUAAUGGGCUUCAGUGCACACCAACCUUCCUGAGCCGUAGCCCUGAGAUGCGACGGCAGCUCUGUGCCUUCUACAAUUUUCCACCAGAAUGGGCCAGCCGAGGACUCCAGACCAGGGAUCGAUGUUCAUUUUAUCCCCAUCACUAUGGCCAUCUCUCCUCCUGUUCUACUUGGCACUUCUGGGCCUCUGUAAUUUUUUUGUGCCUCCUUUAUCCUGUGUCUAGUGCUGCUGCUAUCUUUCGAGUAGGGGUUGUUGGGCCAUGGUCCUGUGACCUACUCUUAGCCAAAGCUUAUCCCAGUGCAGCAGCACGGCUAGCUGUAAGUCGUAUCAACCAGGACCCAUUCCUCUAUUCUGGGGUCACUUUUGAUUAUGUCAUCCUGGAUGAGGAUUGUGAGACAUCACAAGCUCUCUCCCGCUUCCUUAACUACUAUGUGCAGGCAUCUGCCUUUGUUGGGCCGAUCAACCCAGGUUACUGUGACACAGCAUCCUUGCUGGGGAAAAGCUGGAACAAAGCCAUGUUUUCCUGGUCAUGUAUCGAUCAUGACCUUGAUGCCAGACACAGCCACCCCACCUUGGUCCGCACUAUGCCCAUGCCCACGCGUGUUUUGCUGCAUCUCAUGCGGCACUUCCGCUGGGCUCAUGUGGGUAUUGUUUCCUCUAGUGAUGACAUCUGGGUAGAGACCGCAAUUAAGGUUGCCAAUACUUUGCGCAGCCAUGGUAUGCCUGUUGGUAUAGUGGCAUCUGUUGGGAAGGACAUGGCCAGUAUGCGAAAAACUCUAUCGAAGGUCAAGAGAGUGCAAAACCUUCGCUUGGUGGUCCUCUGUAUGCACUCAGUCUUAAUAGGGGGUAAAGAUCAGCAAAUACUUCUUGAGAUGGCCCAUGAUAUGCAGAUGACAGAUGGCUCCAUGGUAUUUGUGCCCUAUGACACUCUCCUGUACAGCUUGCCCUAUCAGAACCUUUCUCAAUAUAUCCUUCCAAACAACAGCAAGCUGCAGCACGCUUAUGAUGCUGUGCUUACAAUCACUGUGGAGUCUCCAGAACGGCACUCGUUUUAUCAAGCUUACAUUGAGGCACAGACGGGUGGAGAGCUUCCCAAGAACAUUAAACCCCACCAGGUGUCCCCACUGUUUGGUACCAUUUAUUCUUCCAUCCUGUUCAUGGCCCAUGCCAUGCAGAGUUUAAGAGCGUCAGGACAGAUGAUGUUUGGUGAUAAUCUGGCCCAGCAUGCACGGAAUCUGACCUUCAAGGGCUUUAGUCACCCUAUUCGCACAAGCCAUUCAGGCUUGGGUGUACUGGAUUAUUUGGUGCUGGACACAGAUGGUUUAUCCUGGGAACUGAAGCCUUGCUACCGUAUAGAGAUGGAGUCGGACAAGGUACACUUCCUUGGCCAUUCGAUUCACUUCCCACAAUCAGGGCCUCCUAAGACUGACUCCCGGUGCUGGUUUACACAAGGAAUCAUCUGUAGUGGAGGUGUGGAUCCUUUCCAUCUGAUUAUUUUCUUCUUCUGUGUUUUUCUACUAAUCUUCGCUUUUGUUGCUUCUGUUUACUUUAUAAGACGAAGACUCAAUCAGAUUCAGUUAGUCCGAGGCCCAAACAAAAUCCUACUAACCUUGGCUGAUGUCACCUUUAUCAACCCAUCGCUGAGUAACAAGAAAAUGAGUUUGGAAGAAAGCAAGACUAGCGAUACCAGAAAAAGCAUCUCAGAACGCAGCCACACCUCUCCUUUCUCUAGUCAAUCUCCAGCCACCUAUGAAAAUUCAAACGUUGCCAUUUUUGAGGGAGAUUGGGCUUGGCUGAAAAGACUUCCUCAUGGAAACUUUCAAAGUAUCAACCCAAGUACCACUGAUGUGUUUGAACUGAUGAAAGACAUGAGGCAUGAGAACGUUAACCCUUUCAUGGGCUUCUUUCAUGACUGUGGCGUCUUUGCCAUAGUGACUGAAUACUGUUCACGUGGCAGUCUGGAAGAUCUGCUGCAUAAUGACGAUGUUAAACUGGACUGGAUGUUUAAAUCUUCCCUCUUGCUGGACCUCAUUAAGGGAAUGAAAUAUCUCCAUCACAGGAAUGUGUGUCAUGGAAGGCUGAAGUCGAGAAAUUGUGUGGUUGAUGGCCGCUUUGUGCUUAAAGUGACUGACUAUGGCUACAAUGAAGUGUUGGAGUCCCAGAGGUUCCCAUAUGUAGAGCCACAACCUGAGGAGCUGCUGUGGACAGCCCCUGAGAUUUUGAGAAGUUCCUUUCCAGGGCUGAAAGGCAGUCUGGCAGGAGAUAUAUACAGCUUCUCCAUUAUCAUGCAGGAAGUGGUAGUGAAAGGGCCACCUUUUUGCAUGUUAGAGCAAUCUGCUCAGGAAAUUGUUCAGAAGGUGAAGAAGCCUCCACCAUUGUGCAGACCCACUGUUUCUCCAGACCACGCUCCUCUUGAAUGCAUCCAGCUAAUGAAGCAGUGUUGGAAUGAGCAGCCUGAGAGGAGACCAACAUUUGAUGAGAUUUUUGAUCAGUUCAAGAACAUAAAUAAAGGAAAGAAGACUAACAUAAUAGACUCCAUGUUAAGGAUGCUAGAGCAAUACUCUUCUAACCUGGAGGAACUGAUCAGGGAAAGGACAGAGGAACUGGAGAUUGAGAAACAGAAGACUGAGAAACUGCUCACACAGAUGUUGCCACCGUCAGUGGCUGAGGUUUUGACUGGAAGCACAGUGAAACCAGAAUAUUUUGACAGCGUCACUGUCUACUUCAGUGACAUUGUUGGCUUUACAACAAUUUCAGCCAACAGCGAGCCAAUUGAUGUGGUGGACCUACUUAACGACCUCUAUACACUCUUUGAUGCAAUCAUCAGCAACCAUGAUGUAUAUAAGGUUGAGACAAUAGGUGAUGCCUACAUGGUGGCAUCAGGUUUGCCUGUGCCUAAUGGGAACUGCCAUGCAGCUGAGAUUUCCAAUAUGGCUUUGGAUAUCCUCAGUGCUGUGGGGACAUUUAAAAUGAGACACAUGCCAGAAGUACCUGUCCGAAUCCGAAUAGGACUUCACACAGGUCCUUGUGUAGCUGGUGUUGUUGGCUUGACUAUGCCCAGGUACUGUUUGUUUGGAGACACAGUCAACACAGCAUCUAGAAUGGAGUCUACAGGGAUGCCAUAUCGGAUUCAUGUUCAUUCCAGCACCGUUAAAAUCCUGAUGGCAUUGAAGGCAGGAUAUAAAGUUCAAUUGAGAGGCAGGAUUGAACUUAAGGACAAAGUUACAGAAGAAACCUACUGGCUAAUUGGGAAAGAAAGCUUCACCAAACCACUACCUGUCCCACCUGAACUAAAAUCAGGGCAAAUGGCACAUGGCUUGCAGAUGGAGGAAAUAGCUGCAUACAAGAGGCGGAAAGCGGAGAAAGAGCUUGCAAAGAAGAAUAACUGAGGCCUGAAAAUAAGGAUUUCAAGUUGAUGCUUCAAAAGGCAGUCAGGAAGAUAUCUGCCGUGCGCCAGGUGGCCCAGGUUACUCUGGCUGAUGAAGGCAACAUCAUGAUACACCAUCACUGACAACCCUCCACCUGUG
Messenger RNA from Silurus meridionalis, 3806 nucleotides. It is a transcript of the gene gc2, whose product is annotated as guanylyl cyclase 2. Gene Ontology annotation, molecular function: peptide receptor activity; ATP binding; guanylate cyclase activity. Gene Ontology annotation, biological process: cGMP biosynthetic process; protein phosphorylation; receptor guanylyl cyclase signaling pathway. The record is from RefSeq and is a predicted model, not a curated record. NCBI's taxonomy places the organism in Eukaryota, Metazoa, Chordata, Actinopteri, Siluriformes, Siluridae.